GUAGUCACGUGAUCAAGCACUGUGCGUCAGUUUCAAGAUGGCAGCCCCGGCACAACAGCAGAAAUCUGGUGGGAAAACCGCUGGUGAACUUGUGCGAGGCCAGAUAUUUGAAGUGGGUCCACGAUAUACCAGCCUGAACUACAUAGGGGAAGGAGCUUAUGGCAUGGUGGUAUCUGCUAUUGAUACUGAAACAAAGUCAAAAGUAGCCAUCAAGAAAAUAUCACCGUUUGAGCAUCAGACAUACUGCCAAAGAACGUUAAGAGAGAUCAAGAUCCUUACCAGAUUCAAGCAUGAAAAUAUCAUCAAUAUCAGCGAUAUUCUGCGAGCACCAUCCAUAGAAGAAAUGAAAGAUGUCUACAUUGUACAGUGCCUGAUGGAGACAGACAUGUACAAACUGCUGAAGACCCAGCAGCUCAGCAACGAUCAUGUCUGCUACUUUCUCUACCAGAUCCUUAGAGGCCUCAAAUACAUUCACUCUGCCAACGUGCUGCACCGGGACCUCAAGCCCAGCAAUCUCCUACUUAACACAACAUGUGAUCUCAAGAUCUGUGAUUUUGGUUUGGCGCGAGUGGCCGACCCCGACCAUGACCACACAGGUUUCCUGACGGAAUAUGUUGCGACAAGGUGGUACCGCGCUCCCGAGAUCAUGCUCAACUCCAAGGGGUACACAAAGUCCAUUGAUGUGUGGUCAGUUGGCUGUAUCCUGGCUGAGAUGCUCUCCAACAGGCCCUUGUUUCCAGGGAAACACUAUCUUGAUCAGUUAAAUCACAUCCUGGGCGUGCUGGGCUCGCCGCGUAGUCAAGAAGAUCUCAACUGUAUCAUCAAUGAAAAGGCACGUGGGUACAUUCAGUCGUUGCCGUUCAAGCCCAAGGUGCCAUGGAACAGGUUAUUCACUAAGGCAGAUGAUAAAGCUCUGGAUCUGCUAGACAAAAUGUUGACAUUCAACCCACAGAAGAGGAUAACAGUAGAGCAGUCACUGUCUCACCCAUACUUAGAGCAGUACUAUGACCCCGCUGAUGAGCCUGUGGCAGAGGAACCCUUCACGUUUGAGAUGGAGCUGGACGAUCUGCCCAAAGAGCGCCUCAAGGAGCUCAUCUUUCAAGAGACUAUCCUCAUCAAGGAGAGAGCAGACAAGCUGCUCUAGAAGGCCAGAUUCGGAUUUAUUAGAAACCAUAUUCCUAACACAAUGAAGAAUCCAAGGACAGAACAUUGAAGAACAUCAGAGUGAGCUUCAAUUUAAUGCCGCUGGCCAUGCACUUUCCAUGCCCAUCUGGUACAACGUAUGAUGGACCCAGGGGAGAUGACUCUGAUUACUACUUCCUGUAUAGAUGGCCUCGUCUGCUGCGGCAGUCUCUCACUGUUUGAUAUUGUCUUACUGUCCUUAGCGGGAGACGUAGCUGUGAAGACAGAUGACGUAAGACGACCGUAUUCACUGUGUCCAAACAGUUCUCUUCUAGAUGACCAGGUCAAGAAUAAUGAGUAGCGCUCCCUCACUAUGAUGAAGCUUGGUUGCUCUGUACAAUCAACUGGAUUCUUGUUCUGGGAAAUUGUCAGUAAAAAGUCAUGAAAAAAAUAUUGAUCUGUUUUUUACAGAUCGGUUUUCUUAAAUGGAUUUUCUAGAAUUCAGUCCUAAGAAUUCCAUGCUGGAGAUAUUGAAUCACAAAAACACCUUACUAUAUCAUUAUGAGUUAUUUUAGACGAUUUACAAGAAAAAACUUUAAGUGUUGGUGCUGUGUAUGCAUUCCAUACAAAGGAAUGUUCAUUGGCCUUUAGUUCAAGAAUUCUGAUUGUUGAAUACCCAAGUGUGCAUUAUAAGGAGGAACCAGUAGUUGUUAUAGCGAGGGAGGGCUGUGAUCUUGUUUGGUCCAUUGUUAUUUGCAGUCUACGAUUGGUCCAAUUGUGUAUACAUAUGUUGAUGUUGUCACGUGGAUUUUUCAGUCCUCGUUAUCAUCUUGCAAAGAACAAACUUUUGUACCAACAUUAUUAAAUAGGACUGUGUUGUUGUUACUACUUCUUAGCUAUACUGCUGUGGAGAAUACUGAAAGCAAGAUAUUUUUGGAAAAAGAUUUCACCUUUUGUGAAAUGUUCUUCCUUUCCAAAGAAAUUCAAUUUGGGCCAGGACAUUUUACAAUGGUAUAUAGGUGAGAGAUCCUUUAGAUAGGAGCGCAUGGUGCUUACUUUGAAGAAUUUCGGGACCAGGUCACGGAUGACAUUAUCCCCUCUCCAGAUUAAAAUAUUGAUAGUUUCCACGGUUUUGUGUAUUUCCACGAAAUCUAUUUUGUGUGAUGCACAUUUUUGACGAAUCCACCGUGGGAGAAUUUACAGUAGCGACACAUGGUUUGAAGAAUUGAGGACUCAGUAUCUGCCGGUGAUAAUUAACACCAGUAUGAAUAAGAUUGUUUCUCGUCGUGAUCAUUUUCUCAUCACCAGUAUCAUCCUGACCUGAAUCUGAAGACUUUUGUUAUUUCGUGCUAAGAUCCACGUUGACAGAAUGUUCGAAAUCCCAUUGGUUUUUUUUGUGUCCAUCAAUGUAACGGAUGAUUUUCAAAAAGUCUUUUUCUACAAGGCAAUUUAUAUUGGUUAAAUGAAUUUGAGAAACAUUUAAACGAUUAGAAAGUAUUUGGUAUUUGAAUUAAGAAGUGACAAAAUUGCAUUGUUAGUGAUUCUACUUUCCUUGAAACAUAUUGUCAUCACCACUGUCUUAUAAAACGUGGUUGUGCAAGAGAACUGCUUUCAUUGAAGUCUUUGAUUAAAAAAAAAUCUGUGACAGAUUAUUUGAUGGAAUCUAGAGAAUAACAGAUUAUUGAUUCAUCUUCAAAGCGACUGGUCAGCAGCUCAAUCAAGUAAGAGUGACAUGUUAUAAGUACUAUUUUAUCAUUUACUCAUAGUGGUUCUCUUCAGAUAGCAUAUACAAAACUGAAGCUGUUAUUGUUUUCUUGAAAUAUAAAUCACAAAUUCUACUUCAGUAUUGUGCUUGUGAUAAACUACUCCCCACAAGACUGAUUCCAAUACUGUGUUUGUUAUCCUUGUUUUAUUUACUGAGCGAAAAAAGUUAGGGAUCAUGUAUAUUUUUGUGAAUAUUAAAUUACAUUUCGACAGUCAUCAGUACAAGAAAAUAUCCCCAAACUACUCAUGAUCCCUAACUUUUUGUGUUGAGUAUAAGUGCUAUUUCAGCUUCCUCCAUUACGAUGUCUUACAAUUUUGAUAAAUGUGUAUUUAAAUUUGGAGAAAUAUAUAAAUAUAUUAUAUUAUAUAUAUGUGAUACUACAAAAGUACUGAAUUUUGCUGUAUUUGUACAAGCAAAAUAACUAUCUUUUUUUCGCAUUACACAUAGUUAGUUUUUGUCCCUGCUGUGACUACCAACCAUAUCAGACAUGUAUCUUCAGUAGAAUGGUCUAUGAGUCUUUAUAAGGUUGCCUUUCUGUAUGAUGUUUCUGAAUUUGUGUGUAACGUACUGCCAAAAUGACUUGUUCUUCAAGACAUACCAUGUAUAUUAUUUUGUCGGUGGAAGCAUGAGUUGUUUACAAUCAGCAUCUUGUCUCAAGUUGGUGUUCAAAUGAGAAAAAGUAGUGUAAACACUGGGAUAGAUACCCCUGCAGUCCAAGAAACUCCCUCUCCCUCCCGGAAACCUUUUCUAGAAGAGAACAAAGAGAAUGUGCUACAAAGAUUUGUCAAGAGUAAUGAAGAAGCCAGGAAAGAAACAAAAUUAUAGGAAAGUUGUUGUACUAAUAGUAUCUGCAAUUGAUGACAAAUUGACACAUUUUCAGCUUCAUUUCAAAUUGCAGCCCAGUCAUAUCCUGUAAUCCUCCCAAACCAAAUAUCUGCACCAUUAGAAUGAGUCUCAAAGAUUUAUGAAAAUUAAUAAAGUCAGAUAAAGAACAAUCCGUUAGGAAUGUUGUCAUUUUUAUAGUAUCUGAAACUAGCAAGAAGUCGACACUCUUUCAGUUAUUUUUUGUAGUAUUUUCCACUUGUGUUGUAGAAAACUGAAUCAACCCAUACUGAUGUAAAAGAUGUUCCUUAUUUGUAGAGGCUGUUGUAGCUUACAUGCUUUGUAGUUUUGGAGGGUGACUUGAGUUUAAUGAAGGAAGAAUAUUUCGUUUGGCUACUUUGUGUUGAAUUUAGCUAGGUUCGAAUCUGGAUACGUCUGACAUGAACUAAUAUUUUCUUUUUGACAUUAACUGCGGUAUUUAUUCAAGUGUUUACCAAACUUAUCAUUCUCAUGUUCUGUGUGUCAAUGGUAAUUUAUACGUUAGUUGACAUUAUAUAUUUGAUUUCCUGUUUGACGUUUCAUUGUGAUGUGUAGCAUCACAGAUGGGUGUAGAUGCGGGGUCAUCCAGUCUAGUAGACUAGUCCUGUCUAGUAGACUGGUCCUGUCUAGGAGUCAACAUGCUAAUUUCCCUAGGAAUGACAUAUCUCUCUCUAUAACACUUCCUGUGAAAUCCGGGAACAACGGGACCCAUUGUUGCCGAGGCUGUGAAAACAUGGCUGCUUCUUCCUGGCUGGAAUCUUUUGCACUAUUUAGGUUUUGGCUGGAUUUCAAACAUUUUCAUUUGUUGCUACCUGUCAGACGACUGGGGUGGUCUGGAGAUAAACAUACUGAUGCCAGUGGUGGGUUCUAGCACCAUGGCUGACAUUUCACCAACAACCUGAACAGGGUAGGAAACUCCCAAAAAAUUUCAGCCAGACCAGCCCUGACCAAAACUUACCUGCCCGCAAAUAAUUUAGGUUUGACAAGCGACGUAGUUUAUCAUCAGAUUGGAAUUCAUCAUUUUUUUUACAAGUGAAUUAAUGAUUUAUUAUCCAGAAAUAUGAUGAAUAUCUUCAUAUACGUGUCCAAAUUUUAACCCGACUGUCGGACAGGUGAAUUUGAGAAUUUGGCAGUGUGUGUUGAAAUUAACGCGUCCCGGGCUGUCGGGCAGGCAGGUAUUUCGAACGUUGAACCUGAACCUUGGUUCUCCUCAAACAUUUAGCUGACAUAUGACAUAACUGUUCAAAAUAACUGAAACACCACACACAAGUUGAGUCCAAUUUUGAUCUUUUUCAUCAGCAUCAGAACAGAAUGAGAGUCUGCAGAAAGGGAUAUGUGAAUGGGAUGAGAGGUUUCGUCAGUCCUCCAUCUGUAUCAGGGAUAAUGGUAUUGGUAUUUCUUGUCCCAAUGCGGAUGUAUAAAUUCUUUUACCUCAGUAAAACUGACCCAUUUGUCGCUAACCAUGUGGAAAUUCUACCAUAUUGCUAACCAUGUGAACAAUUCUACCACAUAUUGCUAACCGUUUGAAUAUUCUACCUUUUGUUGCUAACUUUAUAACAUUGGGCAGAGUUUUAGCAGAAAACCUUUGAACAAAUUACCACUUUAGAGACAAUCAUACAGUAAUGUAGAAUAUUGAUUUCUGGAGAGUGACAUAUAUGGCUUGAGACUGUGUUACCAUAGUUACUAGUUUGUAUCAUAGGUGCAGCAUGUAACUGUUUGCAACAUCCUAAACACCACAUUCUGCAUUAGUUCAAGUUGUGUUUUUUUAUUUUUACAUUGCAGUAAAACAUCCAAUAUAUGCUUUAUCAUAGAGGAGCUACACAAGGCUAUUACACUGUAAUUUGUCUGUGGCACAGCACUGUUCAUAGUACACGUAAUCCUUAACAAAUGAGAGGCUCUUGUGUAAAUGUUGCCCACAUUUAAAUUGCUUAUAUUUUGUUAUAUAGAAAUAUACAUUCAUGAGGACUUAAUACAUGUUGAUGUUGCUUACAACUAAACAAUGAAUGGGGUUUGUCUUGGAUACUUUGCCUUGUUGCAGACAUCACCACUGUUGCUAUAAUAUGGCUGAUCUAAAUUUAAAGUCUGACCUUGAAUGAUGAAUUGUUUUGCAUGAGAUAAGGUGGUCAUGUUACUGAUCAGUCAUGCAGAGGUCAAGGUGACCAUUUGAUAUCCUGAAUUUCAAGGUAACCUAUCGAGGUCAAAGUAACCUAUGAUCUAGAUGUCAAGGUAACCUAUCGAGGUCAAAGUAACCUAUCAUCUAGAUGUCAAGGUAACCUAUCGAGGUCAUAGUAACCUAUCAUCUAGAUGUCACGGUAACCUAUCAUCUAGAGGUCACGGUAACCUAUCAUCUAGAGGUCAUGGUAACCUAUCAUCUAGAGGUCAAGGUGAUCAUCCAGAGGUCAAGGUGAUCAUGCGAUCAUCCAGAAGUCAAGGUGAUUAUUCGAUCGUCCAAGAUGACUGUACGCAAGUAUAGUAGGCAAGUGUGAUGGGCAGGACUGUCAAUUAAUCCAAUGAAUACUUGGAAAAUAUUUAAUAUGUUAUUUAUAGUGAAGUACUCGUGUAUAUUUUUUUCUUCUUCCCCAGUUGAUGUGAUAUGAUGUCAUACUCUGAAUACGCCCAUAUCUGUACCAUUCCAGUCACUGUUCAUCUAUUACUGGGGUGAAAUGAUCCAUCAAAGUCUGCAGCAAGAUGCACAGGUUGAAACUGUUUAGUGCAUCAUUAUCUUUGGUACAAGUUCUCGUAGAUUUAAAACGGCAAGGGUCAUGUGAUGGUUUAAUGUGUGCUAAUUGCUGGGAGGUUUAUAUAUCCUCCAAGCCAGUGUUCAGUAAAUUGUGAGUUUGAAUCCCAAAUUUUGCAUGUUUGGAACCUUGAUUUGCCUGCUCCAAACCCAUGGAUUUAUGUCAAAGGAUUUCACAUGGGUUUCUCUCACAAGACCCAUAACACUCAAAGCUUUCCGCCCACAUUAAGCCGACAUUAUCAAUCAUAAUGAAUAAACUUGUAACUGGAUGGAAAUGUACCAAAAUUGUUAUUUUGUCAUUAGAGCAUUUUGUGAAUAGGUUAAAAAAUUUGACUUGUUAUGCCUUGAGCAGGGGGUUUCAGUACAACUUUAAAAAAGGUUUUAGUUUUACACACAAAAAACCCCAAAGUUGUUGAUUUCCCUGACUGUCUCUGUGCAUGCAGAUCCCUGUAAUCAACCCCUUGCUCUGGGUGGUCCUGCCUUCAGUGUUUCAUAAUAUACGUUUCCUCACGAUUUUGUCAAGAUAAUGCUGUUUGAUGUAUUGCUGGUUUGUGUACGUGUUUUAUGAAUUGUUAUGUGUUGCUUUGGUGAAUCGUUUCAUCCCCUUCUCUUGUUUAUAUCAUCAUUUCACUGAGUACAGCUCCAAAUGCAUUUCUAUAUGUACGAAAAUAAAUCUUGAUGCAAUCCUCCAUUCUGUUACUUUGUGAUACGAGUCGUACGUUUGCACAAUGUUGUAAAGAUGAUGUGAAGAAUCACGAUGGCCAUGUAAAUGACAUAAAGUUAUGAGUUGUUUCAAUUUGUCAUACAAUACAACUCACUACAUUGUAUUGAAAUCUGUCUUUGCUAGGCAUUUUGAAGUUGAUUGAACAUAAACACAUAACGCUUUUUACUGAUAAAACAAAAGUUUUCCAGAAAAGUGUCAUAUGUUCGUAUUGAAGACAGGUUCACAUUUUUUAAGUGUUUGCCAAAGUCCAUGAGACUUUAGAUAAAUUAUA
Haliotis rubra (blacklip abalone) is the source of this 7480-nucleotide messenger RNA. RefSeq names its product mitogen-activated protein kinase 1-like. NCBI's taxonomy places the organism in Eukaryota, Metazoa, Mollusca, Gastropoda, Lepetellida, Haliotidae. Gene Ontology annotation, biological process: intracellular signal transduction; protein phosphorylation. The record is from RefSeq and is a predicted model, not a curated record. Gene Ontology annotation, cellular component: nucleus; cytoplasm. Gene Ontology annotation, molecular function: MAP kinase activity; ATP binding.